UUCCUGGGCGGCUCCAAAUUGCUGUACACCCUCCGUCAAUUCCCUUAAAAUCAACUCCUUCCUGCUCUUUCGCUCUUUCGUGUGGUCCCCUCAUACAGCACCCUCCAUCCUACUUCUACGAUGCAAUUUGCGUUGUUACUUGCCUGUGUAGCGUUGGUUGCCGCGGGAGGUGCAAGGGGCUUGGUCGCUAUCGACAGAAGGCAGAGCCCUGUCGAUGUCCCCGCUGCCUGCACGUCCACCUGUCAAAACGUUGUGGACGAAGGGAACGCGGGUUGCCCGCAGUCUCAGUGUUGCACCAACACAUUUAUUACCGAAUACUAUAACUGCUUCAGUUGUAUAGGCUCAAAUGUGCCUUCCUUCGACUACGCUCCCGAGCAAACCGCUCUCAAUCAACUUUGGGCUGCUUGUGAAACAGCAGGUUAUUCGCUUUCGCCGCCACCAGCACUGCCAGGCCAAACAGCUCCCACCUCUGGCGUUGAUGCGGCCUCUUCAUCAGGUAAGACAACAGCUAAAGCGGCAAGUACAUCUUCUAAGAGUUUUCCUACUUUUUCUACUAUCACAGCGCCUGCAGCUGCAUCCACACCUACGUCUGCUACUACCACUGCUUCUGGCAAUGCCACAACCAGUGCUACCUCUGGAGCGCAGCCUACUUCAACAGGUGGCGCUACUAGGGAAGUUCAAGUGCAUGCCCGCGAGAUCUUAGGCUUGGCUCUGAUCUGGGCUGUCCAUCAAGUUUUGUGAUAGGCGUGCCCAGACAUGGAUUUGCAUCAGUUAUGACUGAUCACUUCGAGGAUAAAGAACUGUUACGAAAUUGUCUUGUGAUAACGAACAAGGUGUAUGUAGUCACUAGGACCUCUACCUCUACUCGAGUGCACAAUGUUGAACAUUGCCGAUUGUACUGAUCAUCCGAUUGUCGAUUGUAUAUAUCUUACGCGCUUAGAUCGAAUAGCUGUGAUAUCACCCGAUCAAUGUAUGAGUCCGUUCC
Molecule: messenger RNA, 985 nt
Organism: Pisolithus orientalis
Lineage: Eukaryota; Fungi; Basidiomycota; Agaricomycetes; Boletales; Pisolithaceae
Exons: 4
Coding region: 121-741 (206 amino acids)
Source: RefSeq, a predicted model, not a curated record